CCACUCUCAAACACCAGCAGAAAAAAAAAAAUUAAAAACUGACAUUUCUUUUCGUCUUCGCAAAUGGCGGAUCAUCUCUUUGUGUAUUUUCAUACGUGUAAUAAUAGUUUUUUUUUUGUGUGUGCUAAAAGGACAGAAAAAAUAACCAAUUAAUUUUUCAUUCAUAAAAAAAAGACCAUAUUUUUCCUUAAAAAAAAAACCAAAUAAGUGGAUCAAGAGACUAAACAUUUUUGUGUGGUGUAUAAAAACAAAAAGAAAACUAUAUAAAUUUAUAAUGUCAGCUACGCGCCUCAACGCUGCUGAAAAAGACCUCGAAAAAUUUAUCAAAUUUUUAGCCAUCAAAUCCGUUCAAGUUGUCGUUCAAUCACGAUUGGGUACAAAAAUCCAAACCCAAUGCAAUCCAUUAGCCACUGGCAAUGAUUGGUUCAAUAUUGUUAUCGAAGAUUAUCCCGAUGUUUAUGCUGAAACAAAACAAGCCCUAAAUUUAUCGCCAGGUGAGACAAUCCUAAAUCGAUUGCCAGUUUGUGUUGAAAUUUCAUUGCGAACUGUUGAUGGUGAUCAAAUGGUUUUAGAAGUUUGGUCAUUAGAUUUACAAUCACCAACAGAAAAUAAAUCGGAGCAAGUCUUGAAAGUUGCUCAUCAAAUUUACAAUCGUAUGAGUAUUUUGUUGAAAUCAUUAAUAUCUUUAACUCGUGCCACACCCGCAUACAAACUAUCACGCAGACAGUCUUCAGAUUCAUAUCGAAUCUUUUAUAAAGUUUAUGCUGAGGAAAAACCUCAAGUUCAUGCACUAGGGGAGGGUUUUAAACAAGUUCGUGUUGGCCAUUUGAAUACAAUUGUUGGCAAUUUAACAAUGUCUGUAGCAUAUCGGACAAAAAUGACUUUUUCUCCAACAACUCAGCAUUGUGACAGUGCUAUAAUGUUGAAGAGUGAUCAUUUUUUAAAGGAUCAAAGUCCGAAACAUAUUCGUUAUCAUCAUGUUAAAAAGGCGGGGGGUGAGAAGAAAUUCAUUGACAUUGAUAAGCCUUUGAGGCCGGGUGCUUUUGUUGAUGUCUCGAAGAUUAAACAAUAUACUGAAGAUGAUUUUAUACUCCCAGCGACUCCACCAUUUGAUUGGUUGAUUAAGAAGAAUCGAACUGAUAGUACUGGAAGUUCGAUUCAUGAAGAUCGAACACAGUCUCCUUUGGGCGGUGGGAAUAACAAUAAUAAUGUGGAUUUUAAAAACUAUGAACAACAACCACAAUCGCCAAUUAAGAGUCUAUUGGUUCCUGUGCCAUUGGAUGACUCGAAAAGUAAGAAGCCAUCGAGAACGGCAAUUCCUCCGGAUGAUGAUAAUCUCUUGAAAGAGUUAAACUUUCCAUUUGCCAGCCCAACAUCGCAUGUCAAUGAUUUGGCUAGAUUUUAUCGUGAUUGUUAUCAUGCUCCACCAUUACACUCCUGCGAAUUAAAUUCAGCUACAGCUGAAAAUAAUGAAGGUGGUGUUGCCUUGGAUCCUGUAGAGGAUCUGUCGAAACAAUUGGAAUUAUUUGAGACAUCAUUGGAAAAUUAUGAAAUAUUAGUGUCACAGCUGGGCUGUUCGACGACGUCAUCGAAAAGUAGCAGCACAAAGAGCACUUAAGAUGGAUAGGAGACGACACCAAUCAUCCAGAAGAAGCACCACUCAUUCAUUUCUUUAAGGAGAGAAUCGCUGAUAUUGUUUAAGUAGUUAUAAAUAUCGUCGUUAAUAUAAUAAGAUAUUGCUUUCUAAUAUUGACUAUUUUUCGAUGUAUAUUUUAUCAUUAGAUAGGAAUAUUUUUUAUUAUUAUUAUUAUUAUUACACAUAACAUACAAUGCAUAUAUAUAUAUAUAUAAAUUUGUCACAUUAUACAUAAAUACAUUAUAUAUAUAUAAAAAAAAAAUCUAAUUAAUUAUUAUUAUAUCGUGUUGAUUUUUUUGAUUGAUUUUGUUUUUUUUUGUAUACAAUUUAAAAGUAUUUUAAUAAAACGUUAAUCGUUAAAACGAAGAAAAUAAAGAGAAUCGAUCGAUAUUUAUUUUUUAAAAAGAGAAAAAAAGGGGGUGUGACGACAGACAACUCCCACUUUUUUUUUCUUGAAAAUUAAUUAAAUAAUUAA
This is a messenger RNA of Episyrphus balteatus (marmalade hoverfly), 2111 nucleotides long. RefSeq names its product autophagy-related protein 13 homolog. Gene Ontology annotation, cellular component: Atg1/ULK1 kinase complex; cytosol; phagophore assembly site. The transcript has a single exon. Gene Ontology annotation, biological process: autophagosome assembly; mitophagy; protein localization to phagophore assembly site. The coding region runs from base 275 to 1618 and encodes 447 amino acids. Lineage: Eukaryota; Metazoa; Arthropoda; Insecta; Diptera; Syrphidae. The record is from RefSeq and is a predicted model, not a curated record.